CCGCAGAGCUGCGUGUGAAACGCUACAAAACAAGGCUACAGUCGGCUGCAACGCUUCUUCAUUAGACGUCAGUACACCAACCAUAAAGUGACAAGCGUUCGGUCCAGUCCAGUUUCAUGGUUGACUUUGGAAAAUAUCUGACAUCUUUAUUAAGACGGAGAAAAAUGAAGACAGUUUGUUUUGUGCUUCUUUUCGUAUCUGUUGUGUUUGCUGAUACAGAUGAGCUGAAGUCAGUAAAGGAGGGAGAUUCUGUCACUCUACACAUUGAUGUUAACAAACAACUGAAUGAUUUGAUACUGUGGUUUUUUAACAACACCCGCAUAGCUCUGAACAAUGGAGAGCGUGAUAAGAGUUGUGUGUAUGAUGGAGCUGAUGGGAUGUUCAGAGGCAGACUGGAGUUGGACUAUGAGACUGGAUCUCUGACCAUCACAAACAUCACAACUGAACACACUGGACGUUAUGAAGCAAACAUCAUCAGAGGCAACAGCACAGGAACCAGCAAACCUCUGAACAGAACACGCAAGUGUGACAGCACAAAAAUCAACAGUAAAAGCAGCAACAGUGGCGACACCAUAAAAACAUUCAAUGUGAAUGUGAAUGCUGUUCCAGGUUCAGGUCUGUCUUCAGCUGCUGUAGCAGGAAUUGUUGUUGGUGUUCUUCUGGUGGCUGCUGCUGCUGUUGGUGUGAUUUACUAUCGCGACAGGAAAUCCAGAAAUGGAGGCAGGAGGAACAACGAAGAGGUUCUGCAAGAAGUUGAAGAAAGAUAUGCAGAAGAUCCCAAAUGCAGCUACAAUCAACAGAGAUCCAACAACAGCAGCAGAAAUCAACACUAUCAGAGAGACUGGAGGAUGAGAAGAAGACUGUGCUGCAACGUCUAA
Molecule: messenger RNA, 878 nt
Organism: Sinocyclocheilus rhinocerous
Lineage: Eukaryota; Metazoa; Chordata; Actinopteri; Cypriniformes; Cyprinidae
Exons: 5
Coding region: 117-878 (253 amino acids)
Source: RefSeq, a predicted model, not a curated record